AUGGAGGGUGCGGCUGAUUUCACUCCUUUCCAGGAGCAAGUACAAGCAGCUCUGGUCAGCACCACCAAGACAACCAGGCAGAUAAUAGCAGAAGACCUUACUUUCCACCGCUCGUUUGAUCCAAAUACUACCAAAGCGCUCGAUAAGCAAGGCGCCAGGCUUCUCAAUCUAACCAAUUCGUUACUCCGAAUCGCAUCGUCGAAUAACUCGGAUUCACCAUUCAGCAGCAACCACAGGUCAAAGUCUAGUCGUCGCCCCGUUCUGCGCGAUGAAGAGUCAAUAGACGAGAACUGGAAGUCUGUCGUGGAUGUUAUUGACGAGUUGCUGGAGAAGGCGGACGCGUGCCUGGACGAGUUUACGGGUAUCAUUAAGAAGCUUAGUCCGUCGCAGCAGGAGAGACAGCAGAGGGGCGACCAGCGGCAACAACAGGAGAAUUAUGGGAAGACGGGCGGGUUUCCUCGCAUGUAUAGUCAUGGAUCGUCGAAGAUAGCGAAGCCCCAGCUGGGGUUUGAUGUGCGGGUGAAUAACCUUGAUGAUGGGAGUGCGUUUAAGCCGUUGUUGAAGAGCAAACCUCACGCUUUGGUGCCUUUGGAGGAGAGCCUGGGAGGCAGUUUGUCUGAUCCUACUAAGCCCUACCACCAUCCGUAUGAGAAGGAGAUUGGUGAAUCGACGUAUCCGGCAUCAGUGUACGAAAAGCGAGAACCACAGAUGUACCAGCCUGUCGAGAACACAAAGGCAACCUUUGUAGAGACGAUGGAGGAUGUACACGCGAUGCUGGCGGAGCUGAAGAAAGCCAAAGAGAUCGCAGUUGAUCUGGAGCAUCAUGACGCCCACGUCUACCAUGGUCUCGUAUGUCUGAUGCAGAUAAGCACGCGGGAACAGGACUGGAUAGUCGACACGCUCAAACCCUGGAGAGACCAGCUACAGGUGCUCAACGAGGUGUUUGCAGACCCGUCCAUCGUCAAAGUACUGCAUGGCUCAAGCAUGGACGUCAUCUGGUUGCAGCGGGACCUGGGCCUGUAUCUGGUCGGACUGUUCGAUACAUUUCAUGCGGCAAGCAUGCUGCAGCUGCCGAAGAAGAGUCUCAAGUUCCUGCUGCAACAGUAUGUGGGGUUUGAUGCCGAUAAGCAGUACCAGACGGCCGACUGGAGGAUACGGCCUCUGCUACCGGGCAUGUUGGACUAUGCGAGGUCGGACACGCACUUCCUGCUGUACAUCUUCGACCGGCUGAGGAACGAGCUGAUUGAGGCGUCAGGAAGGGACGCAAUCGAGUAUGUACUUGAACGGUCCAAGGAGUGUGCCCUGCAGCGCUAUGAGCGACCUACCUAUGACUCUCUUCGUGGUCGAGGCAACGGUGGAUGGCACGAUAUGCUGUCCAACAGCCCCGUCCUGCUGACACGCGAGCAGUUUGCCGUCUUCCGGGCACUGCACGAAUGGCGAGACAAGACUGCCCGCACCGACGACGAGAGCACGCAGACGGUCCUGUCCAAACGGUCACUGUUUAGGAUUGCGCAGGAGAUGCCGGUGGACAAGUUUGCGGUCCUACAGCUGGCCUCACCCGUCUCUGCAUCACUGAGGAGCCGGACAGAAGAAGUAGCUGCGCUGAUCGCAAAGGCAAAGAAGAACAGCUCUACGGGGCCGGAGAUGCAUGAGAUGAUCCGACGAUCUCCGACUGUUGCUACCACCACAGGCCAAGCAAGGGUUGUAGCCGCCAAAGGCGCGAUGGACCGUGAGGCGCAAGACAUUAAUACUGAUGAUAUCCCAGGGCCAAGUACAGCAGAGACAAGCGUGCGGGCCUCCGUGUCGCAGUUCUGGGGCCAAACCGACCGGACAAGCCAACCGUGCGACAACUAUAAUGGAGAAUAUUCUACCUCCGCGUCGACACAGGCCCUGCAGCUAUCCCUGCCGCUGCCGACGAUGCCUGUCCGGGUCAUCGAGGGUGAAGUUCCCCGUCCCGACUCCGAUGACGACAUGGAAGACGUGGAAGAGGGGGAGGAGGAAGAAGAAGAAGAAGCAACGAGACCAGUGAAGAGCAACGAGAUCUUCACGGUGAGACAAUUUGGAGUGCCACAACGCAACCCAGCUGCUGGAGAUGCUGAUGAAACCGCCGCCCCUGUCCAGACGUUUGAUAAGGAUGCGUCCGAGAUCCUGCUUGAAGACGGUGGCUUGGACCGGAAACAGAAGAAGAAGAAGGAGAAGAAGCAGAGGAAACGACAGCGAGAAGACGAAGAUGAAGGGGAGAGCAAGCCGUUUGACUACGCGAGCGCCGAGUCACUGAUACAUCGACAGGAGAACAAUAAGCACGACCAGAGCAGUAAGAAGGGAAAGCCAAAGGAGAGACGAUUCAACCCUUACGACAAGCUGCUGGAUGCGCCUUCGGGAGUCAAAAAGGUGCGCAAAGAAACUCCAGGUCGCUCCCACACCUUUCGCUAG
This is a messenger RNA of Microsporum canis CBS 113480, 2433 nucleotides long. RefSeq names its product exosome component 3'-5' exonuclease. The coding region runs from base 1 to 2433 and encodes 810 amino acids. Gene Ontology annotation, molecular function: 3'-5'-RNA exonuclease activity; nucleic acid binding; nucleotide binding. The record is from RefSeq and is a predicted model, not a curated record. The transcript is spliced from 2 exons. Lineage: Eukaryota; Fungi; Ascomycota; Eurotiomycetes; Onygenales; Arthrodermataceae. Gene Ontology annotation, biological process: nuclear polyadenylation-dependent CUT catabolic process; nuclear polyadenylation-dependent snRNA catabolic process; nuclear polyadenylation-dependent snoRNA catabolic process. Gene Ontology annotation, cellular component: nuclear exosome (RNase complex); nucleolus.